Messenger RNA from Nerophis lumbriciformis (worm pipefish), 678 nucleotides. NCBI's taxonomy places the organism in Eukaryota, Metazoa, Chordata, Actinopteri, Syngnathiformes, Syngnathidae. The record is from RefSeq and is a predicted model, not a curated record.
AUGCCGAAAGUUGUGUCUCGAAGUGUUGUGUGCUCUGACACUCGAGACCGGGAAGAGUACGACGACGGAGAGAAGCCCCUUCACGUCUACUACUGCCUUUGCGGCCAGAUGGUGUUGGUCCUGGACUGCCAGCUGGAGAAGCUCCCCAUGAGGCCUCGAGACAGAGCCCGGGUGAUCGACGCGGUCAAACACGCACACAAAUUCUGCAACGUGGAGCAAGACGAGAACACUUACAUCAAGAGAGCAGAGGGCAUCGAGCGGCAGUACCGCAAAAAGUGCGGCAAGUGCGGCCUGCUGCUCUUCUACCAGCACCAGGAGAAGAACACUCAGGCCACCUUCGUCGUGGAAGGAGCGGUGGUUAAGUUCGGGCAGGGCAUCGGUAACACUAGCGUGUACAGCCAAAAGCAGCCCGAGGCUCCGAAGAAGGUUCGCGUCAUGAUGACGAAACGAACGAAAGACAUGGGCAAGUUUAGCUCCGUCACCGUGUCCACUAUAGACGAAGAGGAGGAGGAGAUCGAGGCCAGGGAGGUGGCGGACUCCUACGCCCAGAAUGCUAAAGUCAUCGAGAAGCAGCUGGAAAGGAAGGGCAUGAGCAAGAGGAGGCUUCAGGAAUUGGCCGAGCUGGAGGCCAAGAGGGCCAAGAUGAAGGGCACCCUCAUCGACAAUCAGUUCAAGUAG